AUGUCCCUCACGCAGUCCUUCGUCGGCGAGCCCUUCACAGGGUACCUGCACCUCUCCAACCACGGUGCCGCCAAAAUCGCCGGCGUGGCCCUCAAGGUGGAGCUGUCGGUCGGGACCAGCAAGCACGUCCUCUUCGACAACUCGGCCAGUCCCAUCGGCUUCAUAGAGCCUGGGGACUUCUUCGACACCGUCGUGGACCACGAGCUGCGGGCUGCGGGGAUCCACCGCCCGCUCGAGCGCUCGAGCGCGCGAGCGCGCGAGCGCCCCGGGCCCUCGGGCCCUGCGGCAGAGUCGAGCAGACCUCUGUCGAGCAGACCUGUCGAGCAGUCAAACUUCUUUUCCUGCCAACGCGCCCACCUGGACGCAAGGGUUCUGUCUGUCUGCCUGUCUAUCUGUCUGUCAGUUUCUGUCUUUCUUGUUGGUUUUGCAAUGGCUCGACGUUCCUCGGGUCCUUCCAUUGGUCUUCCCCUCGCGUUUCUGGUGCGUCUUGGCACAUGGGUCCCAUUCUGGCAAAAGGGUUGCCGAAUCAAUCCGACCAAUGUGAUUACGUAG
This is a messenger RNA of Prorocentrum cordatum, 552 nucleotides long. The record is from the annotation of a GenBank genome assembly. Lineage: Eukaryota; Dinophyceae; Prorocentrales; Prorocentraceae.